AUGGCAGCCGGCGACGCCGAAGCACGAGAAGCGACCCUUGCAAAAGCCAUCGAUAAAGAGAUUGAAGCCGAGUCCUUUGGCAAAGCUGCAAAGUACACACAGACCGGAGCUUUCCAAGGACUCGCUGCUGGUGCGGGUUUGGGCGUACAACCCGGAGUCACGAUCGGCAAGGUGACGGGAGCCAUUGUCGGCGGCACGGUUUCGACAGUCACUGGCUUGCUGGGCGCUGGUGUGGGUUCUGUGUAUGGUGCCAUGCACGGCAAGAUCUGGGACUUGGGAGAGAUGGCGAGUCAUGGUGUUCAAGGUGUUGUCGGUGACUUCCUGCCAGACUGGAAGUCGACGCCGGCGCAAAAGAAGGCUUUGGACAAGAUGGUCAUGCAGACAAAGGAGACCCAGGCACCCAGCAAAGAAGAGUUGGAACAGAUGAAAAACGACAUGCCUGAUCAAGCUCCUUCGUCUUGGUCGCAGUCGGCAAAGGAUAUGACGAGCUACUUGCCGGGCAUGCCUUCGAUGCCUUCGAUGCCCAACAUGCCCAACAUGCCCUCCAUGGCACAAGCAGGUUCUGCUGUAGGACUAGGAGGCUUAGGUGCAUCCUUGGGCAUGGGAGGCGGUAGUGGUGAUCAAGCCAAUACCAAGCAACAAAAAGCAGCUCCCCAACAACCCAAAAAGCGAAGCCAAUCCCAGCCAAAGCAAAGCGAGCAAGCACCAAAGCAACAAAAGACAUCAAACACACAACAACAGCAAGCCUCCAAACCGGCAGCACCAAAGCAAGCACCCAAGCCAAAAGAGGCACCCAAGCCCAAAGAAGCCCCAACAGCAAACACAACCUCACAAUCAAGCCAGGCAACAAAGCCGAACACCACAUCCACCAAACCAACCACAAGAUCAUCAUCGCAGAAGCAGGCUUCAACAACCGCAUCAAAUAACAAUACAACCCAGACAGCGAAACCAGCAGCAAAACCACAACAAGCCAAUACCAACAAACCGGCUGCUCCUCAACCCUCUACCACUACAUCCGCGCCCGAGAAAAAGAAACCGAGAAAACUAAAUACCGCAGCAAAGAGCAGUGGAGUUGCACAACAAUCCAAACCAGCACCACCAGCAACGGCGACCAAACGCGCACCAAAGAAAUUGGAAACCCGCAAACCUGCUGCUACUGCUGCGUAA
This is a messenger RNA of Aureobasidium vineae, 1167 nucleotides long. Lineage: Eukaryota; Fungi; Ascomycota; Dothideomycetes; Dothideales; Saccotheciaceae. The record is from the annotation of a GenBank genome assembly.